This is a messenger RNA of Diplodia corticola, 1200 nucleotides long. RefSeq names its product aromatic compound dioxygenase. The transcript is spliced from 3 exons. The record is from RefSeq and is a predicted model, not a curated record. Gene Ontology annotation, molecular function: ferric iron binding; oxidoreductase activity, acting on single donors with incorporation of molecular oxygen, incorporation of two atoms of oxygen. Bases 1 to 1200 code for a protein of 399 amino acids. Lineage: Eukaryota; Fungi; Ascomycota; Dothideomycetes; Botryosphaeriales; Botryosphaeriaceae.
AUGGUCCGUCUUGCUGCCGUUGCCGCCGUUGCGGCUGCCACCCUCGUUGUCGCCCACCCCGGCGAGCACCACGACCACGCCCAGGUCAAGCGCGAGGUCUUUGCUCGCGAUGUGCUUGCUUCCAAGCAGGCCCGCUCCCUCUCCAAGUGCGCUGGUUCGCUGAAGACGAGGGCUCUCCACGAGCGCGCUGUUGCCCGCCGCGCCGCCACCGCCGAGCGCCUCCGCAAGGAGCGUGGCAUCACCAAGGCCGUCAAGCACCGCCGUGACCUUACUGCCCUACAGGAGUUCGAGACGGUCAACCACAACAUGACUGGCGUCAACGGCGUCUCCUUUGUUGCCGACUCUUACUUCACCGGCAACACCAGUUGCAUCAUGACCCCUGAGAACACCAUCGGUCCUUACUAUGUCACCGGCGAGCUCAUCCGCCGCGACGUUACCGAGGGACAGGCCGGUGUUCCUCUCCACUUGGACCUCCAGUUCGUUGAUGUCAACACGUGCGAGCCCGUGCCGAACCUGUUCAUCGAUAUUUGGGCCGCCAACGCCACCGGCGUGUACUCCGGAAUCGACGUGUCCAACGGCCAGGGUGGCUUGAACAGCACCUUCCUCCGCGGUGUCCAGGACACCGACGACGAGGGCGUCACUCAGUUCGACACCAUCUUCCCCGGCCACUACUCGGGCCGUGCCACCCACGAGCACGUUGUCGCUCACGUCAACGCCUCGGCCGCCGCCAACGGCACCAUGAUCGGUGGCACCGUCGCCCACAUCGGCCAGCUCUUCUUCGACGAGACCCUCCGCAGCGCCGUCGAGGCCACCACUCCCUACAGCGAGAACACUGUCGAGGCCACCACCAACGACGAUGACAUGUGGGCUCCCUACCAGGCGGACAACAGCUACGACCCCUUCCCGGACUUCAUCUACCUCAACAGCGAGGACAUCACCGACGGUCUCCUUGCCUGGAUCUCCAUCGGCAUCGACGUCACCGCCGACCGUGACUCCAACGCCACUGCUGCGGCUUACCUCGACGCCUCCGGUGGCCACAGCACCGGCAACACUGUCGGCGGCGGCGGCGGCGAUGGUGCUGCCCCCAGCGGCGCCAUGCCCAGCGGCGCCGUGCCCAGCGGCGCUGCCCCCAGUGGCACUGUCUCCAAGCGCUCUUGGUUCGCCGAGAAGAUGUUCAACGGUGCCGCCCGCCUCAUUUAA